GCGGAGGCGGGAAGGACGGAGGCGCUGAGGGGCCGUGAGGGGCCGUGAGGGGCGCGGGGGAAGCGGCCGCUGGCGCCUCCGCCUCGCCGAGCACACAGAGGAAGCCAAGGCCCAGUUUUAACCCUGAAGCAAAGAGGAGGAGAGCUGGCAAUGCCUUCUGAAGGGGCAGAGUACACCAUUGGGGGGGUGAAGAUCCUCUUCCCCUGCAAGGCCUACCCCUCCCAGCUCGCCAUGAUGAACGCUAUUGUGAAAGGCUUGAAUAACAGGCAGCACUGUUUGCUGGAGAGCCCCACAGGAAGUGGCAAAAGCUUGGCUUUACUUUGUUCUGCAUUGUCAUGGCAGCAGGCUUUGUAUGAGAAACCAGGGCCAGCCUCGUCGUGUGACAAGGAGGGCAGGAAGGCAGAGCCAUCCCCGGCGUGUCACUGCAAGUGUCACUGCCAGCCCAGGAGCAGCCAGGCUGCACCGAGUGGGACUCCCAGUGCUGCUUGUUCUGCCAAUCAUCCUGACACAGGAGCUCCCAGAAAACCUGGGAGCCCACUGGCAAACACAGAAUGUAAGGAAAAUGAAACACUAGCUUCAAAGCUGUCUGCCAAAAAGAAGUUAUCUCUUCAUGACAGUGAGAACGAUGAUUUUCAAGUAGACAGGAAGAGGAUUCGUCCCCUAGAAACAGAGCAGCAGCAGCUUAGAAAACGUCACUGCUGUGCAAAAGGAGUGCAGCUGGUUGAUGCUUUGGAAGUUUAUCAUCAGAGGAAAAAUGGCGAGCUGACUGUUCACUCUGAAAAAAGCAUCAAAACCACUACUUUUUCUCCCCAAACACCUCCUGGCCCUUGCACUGAGUGUUGCUGUGCUUCUGGGAAGGACCCUGAUAAAGAUCCCAGUCGCACGAAGAAGAAAGAAAACGGAGAUCGGUUGUGUGUUCCCAAAAUUUUUUUUGGGACACGAACACACAAGCAAAUAACCCAGAUCAGCAGGGAGCUGAAGAGGACAGCGUAUUCCUGUGUCCCCAUGACAAUCCUUUCCAGCAGGGAUUACACCUGCAUCCAUCCAGUGGUGUCCAACAGCAGCAACAGGAAUGAAAAGUGUGUAGAAUUGCUGGAAGGAAAACAUGGCAGGUCCUGCUCUUAUUACCACGGUGCUCACAAGCUCAGUGAGCAGCAUGCCCUGCAGUCUGCACCUGGCCUGGAGCAGGCUUGGGACAUUGAGGACCUGGUGAGCCUGGGCAGGAAGCUCCGUGCCUGCCCCUAUUUUACAGCCAGGGAGCUCAUGGUGGGGGCAGACAUCGUCUUCUGUCCCUACAAUUAUCUCCUGGACCCACAGAUCCGGGACAGUAUGGACAUUAACCUGAAAGACCAAGUAGUCAUUUUGGAUGAAGCCCACAACAUUGAGGACUGUGCUCGGGAGUCCGUGAGCUACGGGGUUACUGAGAGCCAGCUCCGAGCUGCCCGAGAGGAGCUCGAUUUCAUGGUCAGCAACAGCAUCAGGCAGAAGCACCACGAGCCCCUCCGAGCUGUGUGCUGCUCCUUGAUCAACUGGCUGCAGGAGAGCUCUGGGCAGCUGGUGGAGAGAGCCUAUGAAACUGCCUGUAAGGUGUGGAGUGGCAAAGAAAUGCUCAACUUCUUGUACAAAAUGGGAAUAACUGGGAUUAAUUUUCCUGUUUUACAGAAACAUCUUGUUGCUGUGCUGGAAAAAGAAGAAAAAGUAUCUAUGCAUGGGAGAGAGGAAAUUAUUGAGGUGCCAAUUGUGAGCCCUGCAACACAGAUCAUGCUCAAAGGCCUGUUCAUGGUCCUUUCCUGUCUCUUCAAAGAGAACAGCAGGUUUGCAGAUGAUUACAGGGUUGCUCUACAACAAACUUACACCUGGAUGACUGAAGACCAACGUGAUGAUGCAGAUACAAGUUCCUUCUUCACGAGGCCCAAGCACAAAAAGAGUUCAAGGCAGAAAACCCUUGUCCACAUGCUGAAUUUUUGGUGCUUGAACCCUGCUGUGGCUUUUUCUGACUUGAAUGAAGUUAGAACAAUUGUCCUGACAUCAGGCACACUGUCUCCCAUGGAUUCCUUCUCCUCAGAGCUUGGAGUGAAGUUUUCCAUCCAGCUGGAGGCGAGUCACGUUAUCCGGAAUUCCCAGGUGUGGGUUGGCACGGUGGGAGCGGGCCCCAGCGGGCGGCAGCUCUGUGCCACCUUCCAGCACGCCGAGACCUUCGACUUCCAGGACGAGGUGGGAGCCCUGCUGCUGGCAGUCUGUCAGACAGUUGGCCAAGGAAUCCUGUGCUUUUUGCCAUCCUAUAAGAUGCUGGACAAGUUAAAGGAUCGUUGGAUGCACACUGGCCUGUGGAGGAAGCUGGAGGAUGUUAAAACAGUCAUUGCAGAGCCCCAGGGGGGGGCCAAGAGUGACUUUGAUGAGCUGCUGAAGAUCUACUAUGAUGCAAUCAAAUGUAAAGGAGAAAAAGAUGGGGCUCUGCUGGUGGCUGUGUGCAGAGGGAAGGUCAGUGAGGGGCUGGAUUUCUGUGACGAGAACGCCAGGGCAGUGGUGACCAUCGGGAUCCCCUUCCCAAACGUCAGGGACCUGCAGGUUGAAUUAAAGAGGAAGUACAAUGACCAGCACAAAAGUACAAGAGGCCUUUUAUCAGGGAGCCAGUGGUAUGAAAUUCAAGCUUACAGAGCUCUCAACCAAGCCCUGGGAAGGUGUAUAAGGCACAGGAAUGACUGGGGGGCUCUUAUUUUAGUUGACGACCGCUUCAGGAAGAACCCCAAUAAAUACAUAACUGGACUGUCCAAGUGGAUCCGGCAGCAGGUGCAGCACCACGGCAGCUUCGGCAGCGCCCUGCAGUCCCUGCGCGCCUUCGCCCUGCGCAACCAGGCCGGGGGGGAGCCUCCCUCCGAGCCCAGCCCCGAGCUCCCUGCACAGCCCAGGCACCUCUCCCAGGGCUCUCAGCAAGAGGCCAGCACUCCUCUGUCCCCUGGUGUUGGUGCUAAGAGCCAGGAGCAGAACGUGGCCUCGGAAGGGCGUUUUACUGCCGGCGUCGGCUCGGUUCAUCCCGCAGCGUGGGAUCGGCCAAGUGGCAGCAUGGCAGCAGAGAAACUGAGUGAUCAGAAAGUUGAUGUAGAGAGCCAUUCUCACCAUGUAAAACAGAGAAGAAAACAUAAGGACUGCACCCCCAAAAUGGCAGCAAUUAAAAUAAAGAGAGAAGAAAUGAAUGGUUGGAGCACUGCUGAUGUUGUGGAAGAGAAUUGCUGCUCUGAGCCCCUGACUUCAACUCCUGUAGGCCAGAACUGCAGGGCCACAGCCAGCAGCAGCCAGCAGCACGUGAAUGGGCCCAGUGGCCUUACUGAUCAUUUCAAUCAAUGCCAAUCAUCAUUAAUUGCAGAACAUAAACCAAGUGGACCAGAAUCAUGCUUGGAAACAGCUCAUGUUUCAGUGAAGGGUGCUGAAGGACAUCAGCUUCCAGCUGAGCCCUGCAGGGAUUUCCCUUCAGCAGGGAGAGCUGAGCCUUCAGCGUUAGGUGAAGAUGAGGAUGAGGAUGAAAGCAUUUACUUCACCCCAGAGCUCUAUGAUGAUGCAGAGCCAGAGGAGCAGAGAACUGAGCCCCCAGUUCCAGCCUGUUGUGCCCCUGGGAGUUGGGUGGGAUGUGGGAGCUCCACUGUCCCUGCUGAUCGUGGUGCCAGCAGCACCUCAGAGACACAGACUGGCACUGAAAACACUGAGGCUGGCAGAGCUCCCCCUGGGAUCAUGGAAGCUGUGAGGGGCAGGGACAGUGCAGCUGCUGCUCUAGGGGUGGCAGCUCAGGAGAUGGACACCCCUAAAAGGAAAAUCAGCCUCUCCAGAUCCCGAAAUAAAGGAUUGAAAGUUCAGAGGAGAUGCAGCAGAAGGAAAGGUGCCCUUGGGCAAAGUGGCUCCUCCCGGGAGAGAAAGAAGGAAGCACACAAGCAGCCCUGCAGGAAAGGACUUCACUGUGCUGUGUGUGGAGCUGAAAUCCUGCCCAAAGCACAGGGAAUUUUGAGAAAAGCUUGCUACAGUAAUAGUGAGCUGCAAAUAAUCUGGAAACUCUUCAGAAAUGCCAAUAUAAGAAGCAAAGAAUCCAUUAAUAAUUGUAAGUGUAAGCUAGAGGCCAUUUCAGAAGAUGAUAAUGUGGUGUUGGCCAUCUCAGAUGCUGCAAGUCUUGGUCACCUCAAAGAGACUUUGAAGGUUUAUCAGAUGCCAGUGAAAGACCUGAAUGGCAGUUUAUCUUUAAAUGCUCUUUGGAAUGAGAAGGAAUCUUCUCUGACAAGUUACUUGCAGUGCAGGAGCUGUGUCCUUCAGUCCAUUUCUCCAAGUCCUUUGAUAGGAGCUGAGGUUACUCAUUUCACUAACAAAGUGCAAUCAUGGGUCUGGCUGCUUCCCUCCUCUGUUCAUUAUUGCUUGCUGCUACAGAACCCUCCAGAACUGAAACCAGGACAUUUAGAUUCUGUUUUAUCUUAGAAGAGUUUUGCUGAUCAAUGCCAUGUAUUCAUCAGGACUAAUGAGACAGAUAAGUAAAGGACUUUAAUUAUUUAAUGCCAACCCAACCAAGCUGGUGUUCAGCACAAUAUUUGUGUGUGAUGAUGGGAAGGAGCUACCUGGGUACAAGUUCUGGCCCCACUGAACUCAGUGGGGUUCUGCCAUUUGCCUGCACAGAGCAAAGGCUUCACCAUAUGUUCAAAAGAAAUAUUUCAUUGGGGUUUUCUGAAUGCUGGUAAAUGUGGUUUUAUCUUCCUUUUCCCUUUUGAAUGUUUGUUUACCUUACAUACCCCUCAAAGUAAUUUAAUAUCAAAAACUUCUCAUCGAUUCCAUUUUAUUCCAAGUUUGAAUUGCCUCAUUUUUUAAUUUCUUGUGCAUUUAGAGACCCCACAUGGCAAUGUCUGGCCUGAAAACCUGGUAGGGGAGCAUUGGCAUAUUUUGUCUCGCUGUGAUUUCAACUGAAUUAAAGAAACCCAGAAAUAAAAACAUUUCCAUUUGUUUAUGUAACUAUAAAAGCCCCAUAAAACUGAGCUAGCAAGAAUAUCCUUUCAUGAGCACAAGCCCUUUUUGCAAGCAGGCCACAAACAGAGGGACACACACACCCCCACGUCCUAUCUCCCCUAUCAACAGCAAAUUACAGCAGGUCAAAAAACCUCCCACUAUUUUUCUUAGGAAAUAUCCACCACUUUUACAGGGAAUUUUGGAAAAUAUUUCUGUGGCCAGCGUGGAGGUGAAACCCUGGAGCACAAAGCAGAGCCACGGGCUGCUGCAAACAGCCUUGUAGGAAGGCAUUAAAAUGCCCUGCACACGUAAAAACAACCAAAAAACCAUGAAAACAAACCUUCAAAUAAUGAGGAUCUCGUGCCAGAGGGCAGGGCUGAUCUCCAUGCAGAUCUUCCUGCUGCACUCAGAGCAGGCUGAGGCUGAUGUCUGAGGAGGAAUCAGCAGCACUCGUGCUGCUCCUCCUGCUCAGCCAGGCCUAAAGCACCCUGCAGCCCCUCCAGCUCCUCCUGUCUGUGCCCUAAAGCCCCCUUUCUGUCCUCUAAAAUCUCCUUUCUGUCCCCUAAAAUCUCCUUUCUGUCCCCUAAAAUCCUUUCUGUCCUCUAAAAUCUCCUUUCUGUCCUCUAAAAUCUCCUUUCUGUCCCCUAAAAUCUCAUUUCUUCCUCUAAAGUUUCCUUUAUGUACCCUAAAGUCUCCUUUCUGUCCACUAAAGUCUCCUUUCUCCCCCUAAGGUUUCCCUUCUGUCUCCUAAAGUCUCCUUUCUAUCCCUAAAGUUUCCUUUCUGUCUCCUAAAGUCUCUUUCCUGUCCUAUAAAGUCUCCUUUCUGUCCUCUAGUCUCCCUUCUGUCUCAUAAAGUCUCCUUUGUCCUCUAAAAUCUCAUUUCUGUCCCCUAAAGUCCCCUUUCUUCCCCUAAAGUUUCUCUUCCGUCCCCUAAAAUCUCCUUUCUAUCCCUAAAGUAGCUUGGCAUACACUUUGUUUAGGAUGCCAGCAUAUUUUUUUUUUAUUGUAUCCCAGGUUUUUAUCAUGAGCAUGUGAAAGGUUGGAUUUGCUGAUUUUCAGGGUGAGCCUGACUGGCUGAUACAGCCAGAAAUAGCUGCAAACCCCAUUUCUGCUCUUGCAAAUCUGCUGUGGGUUUGUUUUCACUGCAAGUAAUGUGCUUGUAUUCAUUGAAAAGUUUAGCAAUAUUUUGUUGUGGUUGCUGGUGUGUAAAAUGCACCAAACUGUUGUAUAAAUUUACCCUUUCAUGCAAUAAAAUAAUUCUUCAAGAACAAUUUUAUCACCUGCAAUGUAUGGAAAUACCAAAAAAAAAUAUAAUAACUGCUCAUUCAUGUCUGUGUGUUUAAGUCACAACUGUUGUGAUGGUUGUUAUUAGCACAGCUCAAAAAGCCACACCAUUAAAAAUGGAUUUGGAAGGAGCUGUGAUUACAUAAUUAACAUGAUAAAUUAAUAAGGCUGUUGCCUAAGAGUUGGGCAUUAGAUUCUCAGCUUUAAGUUGGAAUUUAAUAUAUAUUUUUACUAAAAUAACCUCAAAUGAAUAUUGGUUUUCUUACAUAAUAAAAUUACUGUUUUGAUCUCCAUUUUACAGGCCACAAACAUCAAUAAUUCAGAGGAAUUAAUGCAUGUCCCUUCUGUAUUUCAUCUUGUUUCCUGUUUUGUCAUUAGGUAACAGUUCCCCCUAAGGCACAUGGUUUUAAACUUCCAAUCCAGCCUGUGCCUUUCUUCCAGAUCUGCAACUGCAGAUGCUUUUCAGGUUUGUAUUUUCCACACCCAGACCUGUGCCCAUGACAGAGCCCUGUGUGUAACAUUCCCAACCACCAGGGCAGAUCCUGGCACUGGCAUUUCAUCCAUUAAUCACUUUUAUCUGCCUUUCUGCUGGCCUGGCUUUUCAAAGUGUGAAAAUCUGCACUGCAGAGGAAUUUUAUGGAUUGCAACCCUGAUUUUUAGAGUAAAAUUCUACAGAACUGCUCUGCUUAGAAAGCUUUGGGCAGAAUUUUCAGGCUGCUGUGAAUUGCUGUUAAGCCUGUGUUGCCUUUUGGCUGGAAGUACAUCCCAAUUAGUGACCCUUGCAUGGAGCAGUAGCACACAGGAGGGAUUUGGUUGGUUUUUUUCAAGGCAGUUGUAAAUGAUUAGUCCAAAGGAGCAGCAUAAAACUGUGAGUCCCCUGCAGGAGCCGGCUGGAGGAAAUUAAAGGAUCAACAACAGAAGGGAAGCACUGAGGUAGGAUUGUUCCAGGCUGCAGCCACAGGCUUUCACAUGCACUCAGGAAAUUGGCUCCAUCAAAAGCUGAGGAUGCAGGAGUGAGGAUGAGGAGGAUCAUGCAGGUGAUGGUUCUAAAUCAUGGCCUGAGAUCCCAGCGCUUUCCCAGGGAGAGCUUUCCUCCCUCCCCACAAAAAGCAGCAUUUUCCAGGUAAAAAAUGGAAUCUUCUCUUUAUGAAUCAAUAAAAGCUGGGCAGAAAUGUGAGCUGUAAAUCUGAUAUAACUCAAUAAAUAACAAAGAUUGGGUGUCCCCACAAUAACAUCAGCUGGAUGGGGAUUUUUACUGUGCUGUGCCCUGUGUUUGUGUGAGAGCUGUGAAAGCCAUGGCUGGGGAGUGUUGGCAGCCAGAUAAAGCUCUGCCUUUAAAGUCUAAAGUCAAUUCAUUCUGCAGAAAUUUGCAUCUUCUGGGCCUGGGAUGAAGCUGAAAGCUUUGCUGGUGGAGCAGGAAAGGAUCACAGGAGGGGAAAUGCAUAAAUCCCCAUCUGGAGCCAAGUAUGCUGGGAAGGAGAUGGGGGAGCAGCAGUGCCAGAGCAGGCUGAGAGAGCAGAAUUCCAAGGGAAAAGUGGAAGAAAGGAAGAGGAAUGUCCCAGGGAUUCAGCUCUUCUAAUGCUCAAUACUUUCAGCAGAAGCAAACCACUGGAAAGCUGUAACCCAAACAAGGAAAUUAGAGCAAAAAUUAACAAUAUUCAACUAUUGAGAUGUCAAAAGAACCAGUGGAGUUAUUGGUGUGAGAGGUUAUUGCCAGAGGGGAAAACUCAGCAUGUCCUGGGUAAUUAAGCUUCACUGGAGAGCAUGGAUCCCUUCUCCAGGUAAGAAAGUCUUUUAUAGCAUGGCAUCUUUGCUAUUGUAAUUAAACACCAUGGGCUAUUCUGCAUAUGAACUCUUAAACACUUCAGUCCUUUAUCAGGGGAUUUUACUGGCCAGGCAUGUGUGUUCAGAUGGCAAAAAAACCCAGCUGCUGUAAAAAAAGAAACCCAAACAUUUCUUUUUAUUACUCGACUUGCUGUAUUUUUAUAUAUAUUGAGCCAAAUUCAUCCCUUGUGGAGCUCAGUUGAAGCCAAUAAGGGCAGAUUUGGCCCAUGCCUAUAUGAGAAAGGUGGUGACAAUUAAAAUAUAUUGUUUAAUAAUGAGAGCUAUGGUAGUGAAGUGUCUUUGUGUCUAUGAAAUUAUACACCACGACACCCAGCCAGUGUGGAGCUGGGACUAGCAAAACAUCUAAGGCUGGUUUCUGAUGGAAAGGCAAAAGCACUCUGACUUUUAUGAUUAUGAUUAAAUAUCACAAAGGCAUUUGAACGAGGCUAAUUUAGGUAACAUCUCCAGAAGUCUCAUUUAUAGUGCAGUAUUUUACCACUUGAAAAUACUUCUUGACUGUUUUUAUGUGUGGCUCUCAAGGACAGCGUGACUGGCUGUUAUUAGCAGUAAGUAAAAGAACAGUUUUUAUUUCACUUACAUUUGAGGGACUUUCAGCAAUAUUACAAAGAGGAAUGUACCCUAUUAAACACAAGUGAGGACAGCCUUUACUAUCACUUUCCACUGGCAAUUCCCACUUGUUCCCUGCUCAGGGCAUGGCACCAGCACAUGAAAGGCACUGUUGAUACCUUGGAGAGCUGGAGAUGUUUCCAGGUUAGCAACAAAGCCCAUGGCAGAGGAGCUGGGGUUGAGUGGCUCCUUGCAGCAGCUGCUCUGUGCAUCCCUGCAGUUAAUCCUGGGUGCAUUUCCAGGCUGGGGGUUGCUGUGCUCUCUGCUGCCCUGCAUGCCCUGCUGCAGUUUGGGCAAGCCCAUCCACAGCAGGAGCCACGUCCCUCCUGCCAGCUCCAUCCUGCUGCAGGGAGCCUGCCCAGCCCUGCUCUGCCUUGCAGAUGGCCCAAAUGUUGGCCCCAACACUUUCCUGUUGGCUCUUCACCUUGCCAAGAGGAGAGCUGGGAGGCUGAGGGGGAUAAGCAGAUUUCCCUUGGGGAAAAGUCUUUUUUCCUGGGGGUUCUCUGUGCUGGCCCCUGGCAGCCUCUGGCUCCUGGCUGUAGGAGCUGGGGUGAGAAAGGUCAGAGGAAUAAGAGAUAUUCUGUUAAACCAAGAACUAAACUGGCUCUUGAUGGCCCUGCUCAGAGUGUGAGAAGGUGGAAACACCUCAAUGGUGAAAGAAAAGGCAGCUCUUAAGCAAAACUGGAGAUAUAAAAUAUCAGUUCCAGUGCCACUGGUCUUCUAAGGAGCCUCUGACCCCCAAAAAUGAGAGUGGGGAGGGAAACACAGAAGAAUAAAAAUCCUUUUUGUUGUACUUAUUACUCAUUCUGAAUCUCUUUUAUGGAAAUCUGGCCUUUGGCAUCAGACUCAAAUAAUAUUUUAUUAGAAGAAAGCAUGAUUCAUUGGAAUGGUGCAGUGCAGUGUCUGUGGAAAGGAAAACUGGGAAGGACACAAGAGGAGCUCAGUGGAAAACCAAGCCAAGGAAGCACUGCCCCACAAAGGAUCUCAGCCUCAGGAAGAAACAACAGAAAGGAACAAAGAAUUUCCAAGCAAACCUCUGAGUGUGGUGGCAGAGCCAAGGAAGGAAUUGUUGCCAUAUUAGACUGUCAGCAGGGUCAUACAGUACCUGUGCAAGGAGAAUGUGCUGUCCUUUGGAAACUAACAGGAUUUUUUAUUAACAUCAAUGUGAUGAUCAGGACUGGCCCUUGGACCUGAAAAAUUGAAACUUAACCAGAGGAGUAAUAAAAGAUCCCAGGAGGAGGGGGAUGUUUAGCUUGUCUUAGAUAGGAUAAAAGUGAUUUCUCUCCUUUUUUGCACAUCUUCAGAGAUCUGGUUUUGGAGCUGUGAGAAGCAUGGCUGUGUUAUCCACAGCUCUUUCUGUGUGAUGAGAAGAGAAGCAGCAAAAAGAAGUGAAGAGAACAAGCUCAGCCUCUCCAUAGUCCUGAUUAUAACUCAUCCAACACUGCAACUCCUUGGCAAGAAAACAGCAUUUAUAUUUAUUUUAUUUUUAUUUCCCCCCCCUUUCUCGCCUUUAAGUUUUCCAGCUCAUGUUUUCCCUGUAUUUAAUUCCUGGUCACUGACCUCCUGCUUCCCCUUCUUUUGCUGUUAAUAGGAUGAAAACUGAUUUGGGGACAAUCUAAUUAGCUACUUCCAGAGGUGAGGGGAUGUUAUUUCUGUGUUAUGCAUGAGAGAAACAACCCAUUCACUAAGGGCUGGGGGUAGGAGCAUCUGUAAAUCCUGGAUUCCAUGGAGUCCAUGGCCUGCAGUGGGAGCUCUUUUCUCCCAGCCAGGAGGAAUUCAGGUGAGUUGGGGGUUCAGCUUCACUUCUGCUGAUUUUCAGUUGUAGUUGGCCCAAAUGAGAUCUUGGAGACUUCUGUGCCUGCUGCACCCAGGGUUUGGCAGCAGCACUGAGCUCGGGGAGCUCCUGCUCUGCUCCCCCAGCUCUCACUCCUGGAUUCCCUCAGCCCUGGGGCAUUUCAGGCUCCACACCCUGCACUGAAUGUCUGUGCUGCUGGCAGGUUUGUGUGUCCCUGCAGGAGGAUGGGCAGGGCAUCCCAGGGUACAACCCAACAACCAACAGUGUGGACUUUUCUAUCCAAUUACACAAAGCCACCCAAACCCGUGGGGAAGGUGACGAAGAAGGAUCAGCCAUGGCCCUAAAACCUCCACCUUGUUUCUAUCUAUUAUUUAUGUAUGUCCCUGCAGGGAGGAUGGGCAGGGCACCCCAGGGUGGCAGGGCUCAGCCCUCCUGCCUCGUGCUGCGUGUCCUGGAUGUCUGAAAGGACAAUGUUUGCCUCCCAGGCAAACCCCCCAGCCCUCCUGAGCCCUGCCAGCCCGGGGAGCCUGGGCAAGGCUUCCCCAGAGCUAAAAUCCCUCCCUCCCUCCCUGGCACUGCUGGGGAGGGCUCAGUCCUGGUGCUGGAUGUAAAUGCAGAGCUGCCCUCUGAUCCUGCACAGAACCCAGGCAGCUGCUCCUGCCCCCUGCCUGAAUGAGGGAUGGGGGAAGGGAAGGGUGAGGGGCAGUGGGGACCCCCCAAGCUCUGAACUGCCUGUGUCAUGGGAGGGGAGAAGGAAGAACAGACUCAUUGCAAGCAGAAUAUUUGGAUGAAAUCCUUUUACUCCAUCACCUUUGGUGUUCUCAUGAGUCAGGCUUAGAGCAAGUGCUCACCCAGAGGUGUCUGAUCAGGUCAGGCACUGAGGCUAAUAAAUGUAAUUAAUGUACUUUGAUUUUUUUACUGUGAAUGGAAAGGUUCCCUGUCCCCACUGCCAUCCCUGCCCUGUCCCCUGUGCCUCCAGCCCUGCACUCCAACUGGUUCCCAUUACUCUGGUGCACCAGGCAAGUUCAUCACCUUUCCAGGAUGUCCCGUGAUUGAUUCCUCAUGGCCAGGGCAAUCUGCUCCAAAGUUUCAGACUAAAAUGAGCUCUUGGAUUUAGAGGGGAUAAUCAAUGGUUUGGGUAUUAUUCUGUUCCAUUUUCAGCUGUCCUUCCAUGUGUUAGAUUCAUAGCUGAUAUCAAAUACUAAAUAUUAUAUUUAUAAUAUUUACAUAUAUAAAUAUAUUUCUAUUAAUAUUUAUAAUGUUUAAAUAUAAAAUACUAUAUAAAUAUACUAAUUCAAAAUAUUUUAUCUAUUAUAUUUAUUAUAUUAAAUACUAAGUAUUAAAUACUAAAAUAUUAAAUUUCUAAUUUGAAUAUCAGAUUCAGACUUUUGUUAUUCUCCAGUAGCUGCUCAGACACCCUGGGCAGGAGCAAACUGCAGUUUUCAGUGUGGCUGUGUCAUCCAUCAAACUCAAAUACUCCGUGCCUCAUUCCUGAGCUGCACUGCACAGCCAAGGCUGCAGUGAGGGGAAGAUGAAAGGGCUGCUCCUGCUACUCUGAAGUCUGUAAAAGUUUUCCUAUUGACUUCAACAGAAAUAGGACUGAGCUUUAGGAUUUUGGCAUGAAACCACAAAAGCAGGAUUUUCGUGUGUGCUGAGCUGCAGCAGGCACUGCUGCCUGUAAGGAAUUUUCUCUGCACGUCUUGUUCUCUGGGGAUGCUCAGGGAUGUCCUCCCUGCUGCCAGGGCUGGGCUGAGCACACAAACCUGGCCCAGAGUCCUCUUAUCAGGAACCUCCCAGCUAGAAAACACAUUUGUCAGAUUUUGUCUUUCAGGACUGUUAAAAGCAAAGCUGCCCAAGCAGACAGCGCUGACACUCCACCUAAUUUUUCUUAUUAAAAAGUCAAAUUUCCUCCAGUUUGUAAAUACAGCCCCACUGAAAUGUUCAUCCAAACUGCAGCAAUGUGUGGUUCAAAGCCAAAAGUUUGUGUUUGCUGGGAAUGACAACAACAAAAAAAACCCAGAUGAAAAAUGUUGGCAUUUGCCAAACAAUCCUUCAGACCUCUUUCCCAUCAGUAUUUGUCAGUGGAACAAGAGCCUUGUGACCUGUUGCAGCUAUUCCUCCUCUUUUCAUUCCAGUGGGGUUUGCUUUUCUUUUAUUAAAUGAGUUUCUAAUUAACAAAACCUGCAAUUAUCCUGAUUUUAAUUGAAUUGGUGUUAUUUGCACUAAUUAAUCUCUUUUUUAUUUCCUUCUCUCAGGACAUUCCAAAGGUGGGCAGGGGCUCAGGAGGGCAAUUUUCCAUCCUUGCUGCUGUGAAUCCCCUGGGACAGCUGACCUGCCAUUCCCAGAGUGCUCAGCCAGGAGCGUUUGCUGGCCAUGGCCAGGGAAGGAUCCUCCUGGCAGGACUGGGCCACAAAACCCAACCAAGAGAGCAAAUCAGUUCAAAACGUGAUGUUUUCUACCAGCAAGUCCCAGGCUCAAGAUUCUCUCCCAGCCUGCUAUCACAGGAAUAAAUCCCUCCAGUCACACUGAAUUUAGGCUGCCUCUUGUCACAGUCAAGUGCAUGGCACCUCCUUGGAGCAGGAAGGAUCCUGCUCUACCAGCAUCAGGAGCAGCCAAGCCUGUCCAGGUGGGAAAAGCAGGAGAAAUCAGAUGGAACCUGGGUGCCUCACC
Passer domesticus (house sparrow) is the source of this 13174-nucleotide messenger RNA. It is a transcript of the gene BRIP1, whose product is annotated as BRCA1 interacting helicase 1. Gene Ontology annotation, biological process: nucleotide-excision repair; double-strand break repair involved in meiotic recombination. Lineage: Eukaryota; Metazoa; Chordata; Aves; Passeriformes; Passeridae. The transcript has 27 exons. The record is from RefSeq and is a predicted model, not a curated record. Gene Ontology annotation, cellular component: nucleus. Bases 151 to 4455 code for a protein of 1434 amino acids. Gene Ontology annotation, molecular function: ATP binding; DNA binding; hydrolase activity, acting on acid anhydrides, in phosphorus-containing anhydrides.